AUGUUCGCCGCUAGCGUCAUUUCCGCUCUCAUCGCCGCCUCUGCCGUCUACGCGCAUGGUAACAUUGACGAGGUUGUCGUCGACGGUACCGCGUACACCGGCUAUCUGCCCUACCAGGACCCUUACACCAGCCCUACACCCGACCGUGCCGAGCGCAAGAUCCCUUCGAACUCUCCCUGGAAGGACAUCACGACCUCGGACCUGCAGUGCAACACUGGUGGCGAGACUCCGGCAGCUCUGACCGUGCCUGUAGCUGCGGGCUCCGUGGUGAACGCUCACUGGACAACUUGGCCAGACAGCCACAAGGGGCCUGUCAUCACCUACCUCGCCCGCGCGCCUGACGGUACCGAUAUCACUGCCUGGACUCCCGGCGAUGAUGCCGUCUGGUUCAAGAUCGAUGAGGCUGGCUACGACAACGGCAAGUGGGCCGCGACAGAUGUCCUCAUCAACCAGAACUCUACCUGGCCGGUGACGAUUCCCGCGAACCUCAAGGCGGGCCAGUACAUCAUGCGCCACGAGAUCAUCGCCCUUCACCAGGCGGGCUCAUACCCCGGUGCCGAGUUCUAUCCUGGUUGCUACCAGCUUGAGGUCACUGGCUCGGGUACUGCUCUUCCGACGGAGGGUCUUGUAUCCUUCCCUGGCGCUUACUCUGAGACUGAUCCUGGCAUUGUCUUCAACCUAUACACCGACUUCGACUCGUACACGAUCCCUGGCCCCGCAGUUUGGGACGGCGUCUCUACGGCCAUCGGUAGCAGCUCUGGCUCGUCCUCUUCCGCUGCUUCCGGUGCCUCGUCAACCGCCGCCGCCGCCACAAGUUCCGCUGCUGCUGCGACUAGCUCCGCUGCUGCUGCAACCUCUGCGGUCGAGACGUCGUCCGUCGCCGCUGUCACAUCGAGCGUGCCCGCCUCGUCUUCAGCUGCUGCAUCCUCGGCCGCUGCGACAACCUCGGCCGCCGCGUCUUCCGCUGUUGCGACUUCCUCCGCUGUUAUAACAUCGUCAGCGGCUGUGUCAUCUUCGGCAGUCGCAACGUCAUCUGCGGCGUCCCCGACGUCCAGCGCCACCGUCAAGAAUGCCAAUGUCUGCAUGAACGAGUACAACCAAUGCAUCGCAGCCUCUCAGCCAAACCCGGAUUGGACCGGAUGCACGGCUACCAAGGACACUUGCAUGGAAGGCGCAGUUUACAUGCGCGUCAAGCGCUCCGGCACGCUCGGCCGUCGCGUUUUCUAA
Messenger RNA from Peniophora sp. CBMAI 1063, 1227 nucleotides. NCBI's taxonomy places the organism in Eukaryota, Fungi, Basidiomycota, Agaricomycetes, Russulales, Peniophoraceae. The record is from the annotation of a GenBank genome assembly.